CCUGGCUCAGCAAUGACAUCCACUCUUCAGGAAUUCAUCCACUCUCUGAAUCCCAGAUCCCUCCCAAGGGUCCUUCAGAUCCAGUCAGGCAUCUAUUUCCAAGGUUCUAUUUAUGAAAUGUUUGGAAAUGAAUGUUCUCUAUCAACUGGAGAAGUGAUUAAAGUGAACAGUUUCAAAAUAAAGAAGGUCAUGGCUAACACUUGUAAUGAAAAUGAAGAUGGUCAAUGUUCUCCUAAAUUUGAACUGCCUCUAAAUUUUCCAGGUCUUUUCAAGAUUAUGGCUGACAGGAUACCAUAUUGUACAAUGGGUGACAUUACAAGAGCAGUUUAUAUCGGUCCAAACCGGCUAAGUCACCCUUGCUUCUACCAUCAGAAGGAUAUAAACUUGGGGAAUAUCACCAUCAACUCUGGUGAAGCCAUCAUGCUCAACUCCAUCGAAGAGAUCAAUGGAGAAAUGAUGGUGAACUGUGGAGUGGUAAGGGACAAUCAGAAUCAUUCAUUUACCAUACCUUUGUCACAAGAAGGAGACUUCUAUGAGUGUGAAGAUGAACAUAUGUAUACCCUAAAAGAGAUUGCAGAGUGGAAGAUUCCAAAGAGCAGGAAGCGGAUUGUGAAAUUUGCAGAUAAGUCGAAUAAGUGGAACUCCAUUUAUCCACUGCCUAAAGAUUUUGAUGGUUUGCUUAGUCUCACAGCCAUCUAUGAAAUACAGGCAGUGAUGAAAUUCCGAAAGGAUAUAGUUCGUAUCCUCUCUGACCUUGAUGUGGAAGUUAAAGAUAUAACUGACUGUUACGAUGCUAAGUGUUUCCUUCAGCUGCUAUCCACUGAAGACAUUUUUGAAAAGACUAGUAAGGAAUUCCCCAUGGCAGCUGAAGUGAUAGAAGGACCUGAAGGGAAUCCAUUGGCCAGUGGCUUACUGCGACCUGGGAAAACCAUCGUCAUCCACAAAAAGUACCAGGCGUCAAGGAUCUUAGCUACAGAGAUUAGAAGUGAUUCCCCCAAGAGACAUUUCUUGAUUCCAACUAGUUAUAAAGGUAAAUUCAAGCGGAGACCUCGGGAGUUCCCUACUGCCUAUGACCUGAAGAUAGUGAAGAGUGAUAAAGAGCAGCUCCAUGUGGUAGCCACGAAAGGCUUUGAUUCCCCUUAUGAGGAGUUGUCAUCUGUGUCUGUGGGGGACCAAUUUUUAGUUCAGAACUCACAGACCAGUGAAGUUCUCUAUGAGGGGAUCAAAAAGGAAGUGGAUGUUCUGGCUUGUGAAAAAAUCCUCAAAAAGGCCUAUGAGCCUGUUCUUUUACCUCUGGACAUGGAAGGCAGCUUUAUAGAAGUGAUUCAUGACAAGAAGCAGUACCAGCUUUCCAAGUUGUGUGCUCAAUUUCGCUUGCCUUUCAACGUCAAGGUCUCUGUGAGAGACCUUUCCAUUGAAGAUGACAUUUUGGCUGCCACACCUGGCCUGCAGCUGGAGGAAGAGAUCACAGAUUCUUAUCUGCUCAUCAGUGACCUCACUAACCCCAGUGAGAGCUGGGAAAUUCCUGUUAGCCGCUUGGGCAUGUCUGUCCAAUUGGUCAGCAGUACAGUUGAUGUUAUUGAUUCAUUUCCAGUCCGAACCGUUGUAGAAGAGAUCAGUGAAGAACAGUAUUACAUGAUGAGGAGGUAUGAAAACCUAGCCUUACACCCACCACCUCGGCCCCCCAAAAAAUCCUCCAUAAUGGAAAGGAAACCAAAUUUUCUUGCUCCUCCCAAGCUAAAUAUCAUGGAUCCACCAAAGUCUCCAAAGAGUCUCCAUGUAGAAACAGCCAAGAACCUGCACUCACAGCAAGCAACUGCCGCUUCAAAAUUACCAGUUAGUUGUCAAAUUGAUUUGACCCAUCCGGAGACAGAGCAGGAUGUGAUCAGGACAACUGCAUUAGCAGAAACCAGCAUGAUGAGAGCCUCAGCAAAAACUGUGCUCAUAAAAGAUAGUCUGGAAAGGAAGCUAAAGGAUGAGAAUGAUCAUAAACACAUCAAUGAAAAUUUAGUUGAGAAUGUAAAGCCAAAAUUACAGGAAAAGACCUUCCACAGUAAAGCCCACUCUUGAAGAAGAAACCUUCCAAAAUGACUAACAUCUGCAAUAAUGAGAAAUAACUGAAACCACUUGAAAAUUGAACAGAAAUAUUACAUGAAGAAAAGAUGCCUUACUUUUGUCUUCUGAGAAUCAUCUAAAGCUCAAAUCAAUUGUCAUUACAGUGGUCCCCUGGAGUAACUUGACUGACACACAUAGAAUAUUAAAAAUCCAGGAUAUAUAACAAGUUUGACCAUAAAACUUUACAAGAGAAACCUGUGGCCAGAAAUUAAUAUCUUCUACCUUUUAAAAUUGCAUUAUAAUUUAGGGACUAAUUUAUGAAAUUUGCACAUACAUUUCUUCCCUUGCAUAUUUUACGUAUAAUAUGAGUAAAUUUUUAAAGUAAUUACAUUACCCAAUUUUUUGGAACCUCAUAAAAUCGCCCUGAAAUGGAACACAAUUAGGAACGGACACCUCAAAACACUUCAUUCUAAAUUUCUUAAUCAUCAAAAAAUUCCUUUUGCUACUUCUCCAGUUUUUCUCUUUACUUUUGUUAAAUGGGGGGAAAGAAGAGUUUUUAACUUUUAUAAAGCAUGGUUAUGUGUGGAUAAUGUCUGAAAUUUUUAGCAAUUCUAUUUGCUAUCUUUUGAAUUGUGGGAAUGUAUUUUAUUUCAAUUUUUUGCCUUUUUUAAAAAAAUAAAGCACAAGAAAUUAAGUCUUAGGCUUACUAGCUAAAACUUUUCUAGGUCAUGGGCAUUCCCCAAGAUCAUGACUCAAGGAUGUGACCCAUUGCAGCUGACUAGCCAGGCUACAAUUUAGUCACAUUUCCCCCACUCCUUGCAAUUAUCCUUACUCUGAUAAAAUUA
Messenger RNA from Dromiciops gliroides (monito del monte), 2900 nucleotides. RefSeq names its product thymocyte selection associated (gene THEMIS). NCBI's taxonomy places the organism in Eukaryota, Metazoa, Chordata, Mammalia, Microbiotheria, Microbiotheriidae. Bases 13 to 2070 code for a protein of 685 amino acids. The transcript is spliced from 7 exons. The record is from RefSeq and is a predicted model, not a curated record. Gene Ontology annotation, biological process: T cell receptor signaling pathway.